AUGGUGCACGAUAGCGCGCACCGCGGUUUAGAGGCCGUCAAAGUCUGGGAACUAGGUGUUUCAAAGGAGAAAGAUGGACUUAUGAUGGAUGCGAUAGUGUGCUACCGCAGAGCUCUAAAGAUGGACGAGGCUGUGGAGAAAAACUACCGGAAGAUUGUUAUGAAAGGUUUGACAAAGAAACAUAGUGAUAAUGUGUCAGAGUCGGACAAGGAUAGAAUUAUAGAUGGUAAACCGAGCGAUGAUACGGCGGGUGUGGAGGCCCAAGAUGAAACGGAAGCAUUGCAACUCCCGUGUUGGCUCCUGGAAACAUUACCGGAAGACGUCCUGCAACAUAUAGUUCACCACGUUAUUGCUAUGUCGGGCGAAUCGUGGGUCAAUUUGUCUCUUACCUGCAAAAAGUUUCAGCAGCUAUGCUUCGAAAAACCAGACCCAUACCGGGCUUUUGCGCAUCGCAUAUAUCCACUUCAACACUAUGACGAGGCCACUAUGACGCUCAACGGGUUGAAUAACUUGAUUGCCUUGGAACAGGCGCUCUGGGGCAGUGAUUACAAACGCAUGCUGGAAGAGCGAGCGUAUGUCAAAUUCCAAGGCUGCUACAUCAGCGUUGUCAACUACCUGCGCCAUGGAGCGAAUCUCGAAGGAUCCUCAUCUCUCGUCAGCCCAGUGCACAUGAUCACUUACUACCGGUACCUGCGCUUUUAUCCUGACGGCACUUGCCUGAGAUUAGUCACUACGGAUGAACCGUCUGUCGUUGUGCGACACUUCAGUCGUCACCGCCGUGUUAAAGACGCCGAAUUGUGCCAUUGGACAUGUUCCAUUGACGACGAUUUCUCGAUUUUGACCGUCAAGCGCCGCAACGAGAAAUACGAGUUCGUUGAAACGCUCCAAAUACACUCACAUGGGCGACGCAGAUACCACAGGCUGCAAUGGAUCAAGUCGGAGGCCUUUCAGGACACUGGCGAUCAAAUUCAGUUUUCGAUGCACGAGGAAAAGCCGUUUUCGUUCUCGCGGGUCAAUUCUUACGCGAACGACGUUCCGGAAGGCUCAAAAGAACGACAAUUCCAGCAACAAAGCACUACAGUGCACCAGCGUACUUUACCAUGA
Molecule: messenger RNA, 1104 nt
Organism: Lachancea nothofagi CBS 11611
Lineage: Eukaryota; Fungi; Ascomycota; Saccharomycetes; Saccharomycetales; Saccharomycetaceae
Source: the annotation of a GenBank genome assembly